AUGAGUAUGACAGCUCCCCGACGUAAAUGCGGGCGCUGGACAAAUGCCGAAGACGAAAUCUUGAUUCACAAAGUAAGGGCACAGGAACUGAUAGGACAGCCGCGAGACUGGAGCUCCAUUGCGGCGAUUAUUAUCGGUCGAUCGAACAAAGACUGCCGAAAACGCUGGUUGAGACUUAACGGGUGUAUAAAGAAAGGCGAAUGGAGCUCAAGUGAAGACAAACAGCUGUGCGAUGCUGUUCAGCAAUUUGGUUCCAAAUGGGUUGAAGUGUCAAAGUAUCUGAAAACGCGUUCUGCAGAUCAGUGCGCAGCGAGAUGGCAGAACUAUUUGAACCCCAAUAUUAAGCGUCAUAAGUGGUCAGAUGAUGAAGACCAGCGGUUACUGUAUGCUUUUCGCGUAUACGGAAGCAAUUGGAAAACGAUACAAAUGCAUGAGCUUACCGACAGAUCUCUGCAAGAUAUUCGCAAUCGUUAUAAGUCUCUUUCUCGGCUCUUCAGUCGCAACAGCAUGUCCCCGUUCAUCUUCUCGACUACCCAUCCAGACGCGAUAAAUCAGAUUCACGACCGGUCACCGAUGCCACCGUACGACAUGUUUUCUCUAGACGGUCCACAAUACACGCCAAUCGACGGCACAAUGCUUUUGAAUACAGUACCACCUGCCCCUAUUGACUAUGCGCGUCCCCCAAUCAACUAUACCGGCUCUGAGAGUGAAGAAACGUUAUUUCACGAAAACAUACAUGGGUUCAGCCGCUUGUGGUCACACUUGGAUGUCACUGCAGAUUUUCGAUCCCCUAUAGAAUCAAAUAAUCAACAAAUCCACAUUGAUCAGCCCGUAGCCCAUUGGGUUGAUGGCACAUACAUUUAUGAAGAGAUGGAUAUCAAGGCUACAACAUCGGAAACAAAUGGCGUCGUUACCUUCGAGGGUUUCAAUAAACAUGCGCUAGAUCAAGUAUGGGCGGCAAAUACUUCAUGA
Messenger RNA from Trichoderma virens Gv29-8, 972 nucleotides. RefSeq lists its product as uncharacterized. The coding region runs from base 1 to 972 and encodes 323 amino acids. The transcript has 6 exons. Gene Ontology annotation, molecular function: DNA-binding transcription factor activity, RNA polymerase II-specific; RNA polymerase II cis-regulatory region sequence-specific DNA binding. Gene Ontology annotation, biological process: regulation of DNA-templated transcription. The record is from RefSeq and is a predicted model, not a curated record. Gene Ontology annotation, cellular component: nucleus. NCBI's taxonomy places the organism in Eukaryota, Fungi, Ascomycota, Sordariomycetes, Hypocreales, Hypocreaceae.